Molecule: messenger RNA, 1794 nt
Organism: Thunnus maccoyii (southern bluefin tuna)
Lineage: Eukaryota; Metazoa; Chordata; Actinopteri; Scombriformes; Scombridae
Product: proline-rich protein 15
Exons: 2
Coding region: 413-805 (130 amino acids)
Source: RefSeq, a predicted model, not a curated record
GAGUGCGCACAGGUGCUUCGAGAUGAGAGUUUCGGAGGCGGAAACCUGCUGGUUCAGUAGACGAAAGCCUCUCCUUAUAAAUGUGUCUGUGCAUUCGUACGUUUCUGGAGAAUAGCUGAAGAAGAGUCAAGAUAUUUGUCAGGAGGGGCAGAGGAAAAAUUAAACUUUUUAGAGGUGGGAGAUGUGAGGAGACAGCACAGCCUGCCCGUGCGUAAAAUGGAUACUGCUCUGACCCUUUGAAGGAUUGCUGUCACAGUUGUUGCAAGUGCUCCACCACUGAAGGGGAAGACACUGAUCCGUCCUGUGGGUUCAUAUCUCUGCACAGUCAAGAGUUUAUCAUCUACUCUUGGUUUGGGUCGUUAUAAGUGUCCUCGCCACCUGUUCUGUCUCAGCUCCCUCCUCCAGUCCAAAGAUGACAGAAAGGACCCCAUGGUGGAAGGCAUUCUUGCCAAAGAGGAAGACUGGAGGCUCAAAGGACACAGGUUCAACCAACCCUUUUGGCGCAGACUUUGACCCUUUUGCACAACGUCCUGAGAGGCCAAAAGACCCCUCAGAAGCAUCCUCCAAGACCACUGGUGACCAGUCCCUGUCUCCACAAGAGUCCAACAAGAGCUCCAGCCUCCUCAGUGAUGAGACCUACGACGACUCCCACCUGGAGUCGGUCUUCAACGAACAGACGUGUCGCAGAAACAUGAAGGUGUCACGCUCAGGUCGAUUUAAAGAGAAGAGGAAGGUGCGUUCGAGCCUUCCUAUAGAGGAGAAAGACACAGAGAAUGUGGCAGCGGGGAAAGAGGACAGUCGGUGAUGGUGAGGAGUAUAUGAAGAUGCCUGUUACAUGAAGAUGCUUGAUUCUCUUGAGGCAUAUCAAGAGGUCUGCUGUAUGUUGGUGAUGAUGAAGAUGACAAGGAGCAUUCAACUUUUAGCCCAAUACUGCAGGAAUGAGGUUAUGUGGUAAACCUGCGAUGCAGCUGUUUAAAUAAGACAAAAAAUAUUGGAAAAUUUGGACAUUUGUUGAUGGACUUGUGCCUGAAGGCCACAGAAACAAUAAGUGACUUUAAAAUGGAAUAUUUAUUUAUUCCAUGUGAUGGUUAUUGAGCCAUUUUGCCAACAAUAUCCUACAAAAAAUGCCCAAAAGAAAAGAUAAAGUAGUAAUGUAGUGAGCACUUCAGAGCCCCAAAAUGAGGUUACUGCACCACAGUUUCCCUCUUUCAUAAAUUGACCUACGAUCCCAAAAACAAGUGCACAUUCCUCAGAAUACUUAAGAGAAGGUGUGAUAUGCUUCAGGAAAAUAUUGUUCAUAAGAUAUUAACAUGAUUUCUGUAAUAAGAUUAAUAUAUAUUUGAAUGAAGGAUGCUCCUUUUUACAAAUGCUUUUACAAAAAUAUUGAUUCUAAAGGAUUAUUAGAAGGAUGUUUAUGAAGGUGUAAAUAAUUUAAUAUUAUGUGUGGGGGAAAAAUCUGCUAUACUGGAAUACAUUAAAUAAUAAUUGUGAGCAGCUUUUAGUCAGAUAUACAAAUGUACUUAUGAUGAGAAGGAGUAAACACUUGCUGGCUAAACGCACAAAUAAUUUGUAUGAAGGAUAUUUUAUACAACAUAACAGGUCCUAAACAAAGCUACUGAUAUUGAAGUAAGAGGAUAACAUAUCCAGCUGAUGAGAUAUGGCCAAGAUAUGCUAUGGAAGUCUGAUCUGGUCUCUAAUGUAGUUUGAGCAGUAUGUAGGACUACUGUAUUUUUGGCUCACCUGUGAAUACUUAAAUGAAGGCGAAAAUCUGAGAAAUAAAUCUGAUAACUGCUG